Heterotrigona itama is the source of this 3405-nucleotide messenger RNA. NCBI's taxonomy places the organism in Eukaryota, Metazoa, Arthropoda, Insecta, Hymenoptera, Apidae. The record is from the annotation of a GenBank genome assembly.
AUGCAGUCGACACUUAAACGAAACAUUACACCGGCCGUCCCAUGGUUUUACCACCAGGUUCGUUUCAGCUCUAAUCGGAACAGGUAAGAUCAGCGAGCUGUUAAAUAAAAACCGAUGAUACGAGCAAAGGGAGAGGCGGCCCGGGGAGCCGAGCCAGCGUGAAAAACGCGGAUUUAUCGAGCUCCAUCGACUCGAGAAGCUCGCGAGUUAUGGGUCAGUGGCUCGAGUUCGAGUUCGAGUUUCGAAGCCCCCGGCAAGCUGCUCGGCUUCUAUUAUCCCCUCUCGCCAUUAUCCCGUUGGCCAGCGAUCGUUGCAUAAUCUCGUCGUUCUUCGUUCUUCCAGGCCGAAAGGAACACGAGACACGCCUCGCACGCUCGACAUUGACCUCUCGAACACACGCACGAAAUGCACUUGGCAAAAUGCGAGAAUCCAUCGAUUAUGGGCAGGAUUAGUUCGAUCGCAAUUCGUACAACAGCGAACAAUAGGGCUCGGAUCCGUGUCAACGCGUUUCAAGUUUAGUGUUAAGGCUUCGACCGAUCGUGAGUUUUAUUCCGUGGAGAGAUUUCUUUGACUUUAGAUAAGGAUUUGAGUUUCUCUUUUAAAGAAACUGAAUACGAAAAAAGUUUCAGUAUCACGCGAUCGACGCUGGAUGUCGAUUGGGAAUCUUGAACAGCAGAUGAUAGAGAGAUUAUCUCGAGUUGAUAUGGAAUUUUGAUCAGUUUGACUCGAAUGGCUGGGCAUGAUUAGCUUUUAAUUGAGAUUUAGAGAAUAUUUUGAAUUUCAAUUGCAUGAUAGAAAUUUCGUACUUUCUUCAAAAGUGAUUCAGUUUUGACAAUUGUUGGUAAAAGCAAGAUAUUACCAAGAUUAAAAUAUUACUGUCGCAGAGAAGAGUUUUAGAAUCAACGUCAUCGGUUGAGCUGCUAUUUUUAAAACUGGUAAACGUAACGUUGAAACCGGUUUCAUUGUGUAUAAUAACUUGUUCGUUCUGUUAUUAAAUAUCAUCAAAGCCAGGAAAUCACUAAAAAUUCACAUACUAAUUUAUAUCGUGUAGUAACGCUUUGAAAAUAGAACUUUAUAAAAUUCCCAAGGUGAACAGUGCAGAAAAUUAGUUAAACAAUACUUAAAUUAAUAUUAAAUAAUAAUAAUAAUAAUAAUAAUAACACAAAAAAAUUAUUACAGAUCAAAUUAAUUUUUAUAAAUUUAUUUUUAAAAAGUCAACUUAAAAUUGCUGUUCAUGCGAGAUUUAUUAAAUCGUAACUCGCUCGAUAAUAAUAUUGUCGAAUAUUUAUAAUUAAGGAUUAAUAUUCUAAGUGGCUUUAUUAAAAAAAAAAAAAGAAAGAAAAGAAAGUUUUAUUAAGAAUUCGAUCACGACUCGAUACCUCGAAUUGAAAUCUCCAAAUGUACAGCUAUACCACAAAUCUCGCCAAACUCGAAUAUAAGCGACAUACUCGAACGCGUGUGUGUAUGAUGAAUGAUUCAUACGUGUAUGUGUGUAUAGAUGUACGCGUCGCGCUGUCAGUCGCACAUGCGAAAGUGAAAGUACGAGGCUGAUGUACGAUAUAGAUUCCAUCGUUCCCAUAACGAUCGAGGCGAGCGUCGAACCAGCAGAUUUCCAGUGUGUUUUCUGUGCGGAUGUACCACCCGCUAUUAGAUAUCCGGCUAAUUGAUCGUCCUCGUGUACUCGGUUACGUUUAAUCGUUCGCCUGGCUGGGUUACGCGACACGCGUUGAUCGCAGUUUUUACGGGAAAAAUCGACCGAUCGGCCGGUAAUUCGAUUGAAAAUUAAUGGGCAAUGAUAAUUGAUUGGAUUGAUUUCAACUUUGGAGAAAACGAGCGAACGAUAUUUAUUGUAUCGCGCUGAUUUGCAGGUGUAUUAUUAUCCAUGGGUUUAUAAUGUUUGGUUAUUACAAUCAUAUAAUGUCGCAUGAACAUAAAAUUCUUCGAUUCAUGAUGGAAAGUUACAUUUGUAUCUGUCUAGUAAAAUAUUCUACCAAUUUUCUCCUUUGGUUGCUUUCUUAAGAAUUUCACUGCAACGAAUGAGUAGUAUACUGCAAAUAACACAGUGAUUUUUCCAAAAUUUGUACAGUACACUGCACAUGUGACGUUCGAAAUUCAAGUUCACUGUCCCUGUAAAUGGAAGAGUCAUUUUCAAAAGUUCAGAAACAAGCUGUUGAUGGAAAUCAUUCUUUUCUUGAAAAGAGAUAGGAUUAACAUGAUAUUGAGACAGAUGCGUUAAAAAAAGUUCCAAUUCGAUAAUUUUCAGCGUGCAGCAAUCGGUUCGCCAACAAGCUGUAUAAUUGCAAUUGCGGAUCUUAACCGUGGAGAGCUCAUUCAUUGAAAUCGAUAUAAGCAAAGAACGAUCUACAUAAAAGAGUAAUUUUUUAAUUUUUUUUAUCAAGUUAUCGAAGAGGAGGAGCGAAAGAUUGGAUUCUAGAAUUGGACUUGGCUGAAUUUCUUAUCAGGAUAUGUGAGACAGGAGAGCGUAUUUUACACGGUCGAACGAAGAAUAAGGCUUGGAACUUCUGGGAAAGUAGUGUGAUGGCUCUGUGCAAGGCUCUUACAAAAUUAUAUAAUUAUACGAAGCUUUAUUCGCAAGAAACUACUAGUAGUUAUAAUGAUUAUUUUCAAGCGGCUGAUGGAAUUAAAAUUAUCUUCUCUUUUUUCCCUGCGAAAAACAAAUCUACCGGCUUGAAAAUAAGUCCUGCGAAGGUAGAGCGAAAGGGUAGUUCUUUCAGCUGGAUGAGACAGAUAUGGCUCGAGCCGGGGAAAAAGCAGACUGGAAAGAAGUGUCGAAAAUGUAUCAGCAAAGGACGACCAAGGCGGACGACUAAUCGGAUUUCCGGCCAGCGAUUUCCGAAUUCGGUGGCGGAUGAAUUAGUAACGAACUUGUACGCGUGGAGUGGGGUAGCAAAGAGGCUUAACCCAGACAAAUUCAAGAAUGGAGCAACAGGUUACAGAGAGCGGUUUCUCCAGAGAGAAAUGCCCCGUCCUACACGUACUCCUAUUCCAUCGUCGUCGUGGUCGUUUUGGUCGUCGUCGUCGUCGUCGUCGUCGUCGUCGUCGUCGUUCCCCUUGUAUUUGUUUUGUAUACCCUGCCACGACUCGACCUUCGUUCCAACCUGGGCCGACAUAAUAGAAGUCAAAGAGAGAGAGAGAGAAAGGAUCGCGAAAUCGGCUGCUUUCUCAUUCAUGCACCCUGGAGGAUGUAUGAACGAUUCAGUGGCGGUGUUAUUCAGCCCUCCGUGUUACUUUGGCUUGUUGUUAUCGAGUGUCUAUCGAUUUGUGAAGAAUCAUGGCUGUGCAGGGUGGAAAGUUGGUUCCUUUCGAGAGGAAAAGAUUAUUCCGUUUCAAGAAGCUUGGUUCUCUUCUGGAAGAAUUCUUUUUUAUAUAUCUAGCGUGCAAGUG